CAUGCGUCAUUCUCUCUCUGUUCAUCGAUCAAAGCUAAUCAUGGCUUCCUCCUACUUGUUUACUAGCUUUUCCUUCACCUUACUGAUGAUCCUAGUGGGGAUGGCUUCUGCACAGCUAUCCUCGAAUUUCUACGCGACGUCGUGCCCUAGUGCCCUCUCCAUCAUUAAGUCUGCAGUAACUUCUGCUGUUGCUAAAGAGCGACGUAUGGGGGCUUCCUUGCUCCGUCUUCAUUUCCAUGACUGCUUUGUUAAUGGCUGUGAUGCUUCUAUUCUGCUGGAUGACACUUCAAGCUUCACCGGUGAGAAGACAGCUGCUCCUAAUGCAAAUUCAGCCAGAGGAUUUGAUGUGAUCGAUACUAUUAAAUCUCAACUCGAAAGCGCGUGCCCUGGAGUUGUUUCAUGUGCAGACAUUCUAGCAGUUGCUUCUCGAGACUCCGUCGUUGCUUUGGGUGGCACUUCAUGGACAGUGCAGUUAGGCAGAAGAGACUCAACUACAGCGAGCUUAGAUGAUGCUAAUAACAACCUCCCAUCUCCAUUCUUGGAUCUGAGUGACCUCAUAUCUGCCUUUGCAAAUAAGGGCUUCACUGCUAAAGAGUUGGUGGUUUUAUCAGGAGGUCACUCAAUAGGUCAGGCAAGGUGCUCCCUCUUUCGAUCCCGCAUCUACAACGAGACCAACGUCGACUCCUCAUUUGCAAAAUCCAUCAAGUCCAACUGCCCCAGCGCCGGAGGUGACAACACCCUCGCUAAUCUUGACACCACCACUUCUACAGUAUUCGAUAACGCUUACUUCACCAACUUGUUGAACAACAAGGGUCUGUUGCAUUCUGACCAACAACUCUUCAAUGGUGGCUCCACUGAUGCCCAAGUUAGAGCCUACAGCACCAACUCUGCGACUUUCUUUUCCGAUUUUGGGAACGCCAUGAUCAAGAUGGGGAACCUUAGCCCACUUACUGGCACUAGUGGCCAGAUCAGGACCAAUUGUAGGAAGGUCAACUAAUUGUUUCUCUCUCUCUCUAUUUUGGGGUAUAUUAUCUAUAAGCCAAUAAAGCAAAUGUCUACAAAGGGUAGUUAUUGGCACUAGUGGCCAGAUCAGGACCAAUUGUAGGAAGGUCAACUAAUUGUUUCUCUCUGUCUCUCUCUAUUUUGGGGUAUGUUAUCCAUAUAAGCCAAUAAAGCAAGUGUCUACAAAGGUAGUUAUUUGUCAA
Molecule: messenger RNA, 1205 nt
Organism: Nelumbo nucifera (sacred lotus)
Lineage: Eukaryota; Viridiplantae; Streptophyta; Magnoliopsida; Proteales; Nelumbonaceae
Product: cationic peroxidase 1-like
Biological process (GO): hydrogen peroxide catabolic process; response to oxidative stress
Molecular function (GO): peroxidase activity; heme binding
Source: RefSeq, a predicted model, not a curated record